CAUAUGGCCAGCACGCUUGGCUCUCAUCGAUCAGCCUUGCAGCAAGCUCUAACUAGCCUCAAAGCAGCUGCUAGCAUGCCAGCCAUGGCGGCGGCGGCGGCGAAGCUCUCCGUCGUCCUGGUGACCGUGCUGGCCAUGGUGGCGGCGGUGGCGAGGGCGGCGCCGGCGGAAGGGAUCCAGCCGCUGUCGAAGAUCGCCAUCCACAAGGCCACCGUCGACCUGCACGUCUCCGCCUUCGUCCGGGCCACGCCGGCGCUGCUCGGCGACCAGGAAGAAGACACCUCAUGGGUCACCGUGAAAUACGGCUGGGACAACCCCUCCGCCGACGACUGGAUCGCCGUCUUCUCGCCGGCCGACUUCGUCUCGGGCUCCUGCCCUAACCCGGCGAGGUACCCCGGCGAGCCACUGCUCUGCACGGCGCCUAUCAAGUAUCAGUACGCCAACUACUCGGAGAACUACAUGAACCGGGGCAAGGGCGCCAUCCGGUUCCAGCUCAUCAACCAGCGCUCCGACUUCUCCUUCGUCCUCUUCACCGGCGGCCUCGAAAACCCGAGGCUGGUGGCGGUGUCGAAGCAGGUGGCGUUCAAGAACCCCAAGGCGCCGGUGUUCCCUCGGCUGGCGCAGGGCAAGAGCCACGACGAGAUGACGGUGACGUGGACCAGCGGCUACGACAUCGGUGAGGCCUACCCAUUUGUCGAGUGGGGCAUGGUCGGCAAGAACCCCACGCCGACGCCAAGACGCACCCCGGCCGGCACGCUCACCUUCAGCCGCGGCAGCAUGUGCGGUGAGCCGGCGCGGACGGUUGGGUGGAGAGACCCCGGGUUCAUCCACACGGCCUUCAUGAGGGAUCUGUGGCCCAACAAAGACUACAUUUACAAGGUUGGGCACGAGCUCUUGGACGGGACAGUCGUUUGGGGCAAGCCUUACUCGUUCCGUGCACCACCGACUCCAGGCCAGAACUCGCUGCAGCGGAUCAUCGUCUUCGGCGACAUGGGAAAGGCGGAGAGGGACGGGUCCAACGAGUUCGCCAACUACCAGCCAGGGUCGCUCAACACAACGGACACGUUGAUCCGAGACCUGGAAAACUAUGACAUUGUUUUCCACAUUGGUGACAUGCCCUACGCCAAUGGGUACCUUUCCCAGUGGGAUCAGUUCACCGCCCAGGUCGCCCCCAUCUCCUCCAGGAAGCCCUACAUGAUCGCAAGCGGCAACCAUGAGAGGGACUGGCCGAACACCGGCGGCUUCUUCGACGUGAAGGACUCCGGCGGCGAAUGCGGGGUGCCGGCGGAGACCAUGUACUACUACCCGGCAGAGAACAGGGCGAACUUCUGGUACAAGGUGGACUACGGGAUGUUCCGGUUCUGCGUGGCGGACUCGGAGCACGACUGGCGCGAAGGAACCCCGCAGUACCGCUUCAUCGAGGAGUGCCUGUCCACGGUGGACCGGAAGCACCAGCCGUGGCUGGUCUUCGUGGCGCACCGUGUCCUGGGCUACUCCUCCAACUCCUGGUACGCGGACCAGGGCUCCUUCGAGGAGCCCGAGGGCCGCGAGAGCCUGCAGAAGCUCUGGCAGCGGUACCGCGUCGACGUCACGUUUUUCGGCCACGUCCACAACUACGAGCGCACCUGCCGGCUCUACCAGAGCCAGUGCGUCUCCGGCGAGAGGAACCGGUUCUCCGGCCCUGUCAACGGGACCAUCUUUGUCGUCGCCGGUGGCGGGGGCAGCCACUUGUCUGACUACACCACGGCGAUCCCCAAGUGGAGCGUUUUCAGGGACAGGGACUAUGGGUUCGUCAAGCUCACGGCGUUUAACCAGUCCUCGCUGCUGUUUGAGUACAAGAAGAGCCGCGAUGGCAAGGUCUAUGAUUCUUUCACUGUCGACAGGGAUUACCGGGACGUGCUCAGCUGCGUCCACGACAGCUGCUUCCCCACCACACUCGCCACAUGAGCUGACCUCACUCAAGAGUCCAGACCAUCUAGCUGUCAGUCGUCGGCAGUUAGAUAAUAUCCUAGCUAGCAGCUGAUUGAGAUUUGAGAAAGUGAAGCUGUCACGGUAGUUGUUGUUUUUUCUCUGAUGGGUUUUGUGCAAUAAAACUGCUAAGCUGGACGAUUAGUGUGAACCCAACCGGGA
Brachypodium distachyon (stiff brome) is the source of this 2130-nucleotide messenger RNA. RefSeq names its product nucleotide pyrophosphatase/phosphodiesterase. Gene Ontology annotation, molecular function: metal ion binding; acid phosphatase activity. The transcript has 7 exons. The record is from RefSeq and is a predicted model, not a curated record. The coding region runs from base 4 to 1947 and encodes 647 amino acids. Lineage: Eukaryota; Viridiplantae; Streptophyta; Magnoliopsida; Poales; Poaceae.